Manis pentadactyla (Chinese pangolin) is the source of this 4163-nucleotide messenger RNA. RefSeq names its product CD160 molecule (gene CD160). Lineage: Eukaryota; Metazoa; Chordata; Mammalia; Pholidota; Manidae. The transcript is spliced from 4 exons. Gene Ontology annotation, biological process: regulation of adaptive immune response. Bases 1184 to 1954 code for a protein of 256 amino acids. The record is from RefSeq and is a predicted model, not a curated record. Gene Ontology annotation, molecular function: transmembrane signaling receptor activity. Gene Ontology annotation, cellular component: plasma membrane.
UAUUUUUAAACACCUACACACACAUAGGAUUUUUAAUUUAAAAAACUAUUUAUUUUAUAUACAUAGCUCUGCAAUUUGCCUUUUUUAACAUAAUGGCAUAUUAUGGACAUCCCCUUUCAGGCCCCUAUUCAUAGAACUAACUCAUUCUUCAUCAUAAUAUGUAACAUUUUACUGUAUGAAUGAAUCAAAAUCUGUUCAACCAUUUUCCUAAUGAUGAAAAUUUAGGUGUUCUCUUGGUUUUGAUUUUUAUUCAUUUUGGGUUUUUUGACAGGUAGAUAAUUUUUCUUAGCUGGGAUUAUAAGAUAUAAAACAUAAAACUAUAUAAUAUUGAAAGAAAAUUGUAACUUCAGCCUGAGGGAAACUUUCUUAAGCAAUACAGAAAACACAGGUAGUGAAUUACAAGAAAAGAUAUGUGUAUUGUAUUUAACUAAUAAAUACAAUUGUAUAUUUUCCUCAUGGGAAAAAACGUAAGAGCCAAGAGAAAAACAAUAACCUGGGAGAAAACACUGUUAAAAUAGAAAAGAGAAGACGAGGGGUUAGUAUAUAGAGAAAGCUCCUAAAAGUUAAUAUUUUAAAAGUGCAAAUAUACUAGGCAAUUCAUAGAAGAGGAAAUAUGAAUGACAACCAUAUGAAGAGAUCCUCACCCUCACUAGUCAUGGGAAUACAAAAUAAAAGAACAGCAAGAUCUUAUUUUUCAUCCAUCAGAUUGGCAAAAAUGUAAAAGACAGAUAAUGGUGCUUGGCAAGUGCAUAAAGAAAUGUACACUAUGAAGCAUUCUUGCUCAACAUCUGAAUCUCAACCAUCUUUUCAGAGAGCAAUCUGAUAAUAUAUGGUAGAAAAAAAUUUUUAAUGUUCAUAUUCUUUGACCCAGCAAUUCAAUUUAGAAAAAAAUAAUCUGAAUAUAUAGUCUUUAGUGUCUCCCUAUGUCUCUUCUUUCUUUUCCUCUCUUCUCGCUAGUACAUCUCAGUAAACUGUCUCAUUUCCCAAACAUCUGGACUCUCAUGUCCAAGCCUUCCGCCACCUCCAAUAGACUCUUAGCCAACCAAAGCUAGUGCCUGCAAUGCGGGGAUGAUCUUGGAAACCUGGAAGGCCUCAUCUAGGAGUCUCUGUGUGCUUUCAGGAAAGUGAGGCCAAGGACUUCAGCAGAACCAACAUUUACUUCAAGUUCCUGGUGUUUCUAACAAUGUGCAGGAUGCUGAUGGCACCUGGUAGAGGCUGCUUUGCCAUAGCCAUUCUGCUGGCAAUCGUGGACAUCCAGUUUGGUGGAUGCAUGCACAUCCUCAGCUCAACUUCCCAAGAAGGAAAGCGACUAAGCUUGAUCUGUACUGUGUGGCAUACAAAAGAAGAGGCUGAGGGGAUUAUAGUGUUUUUGUGCAAGGACAGGUUUUGGGACUGCUCCCCUGAGACAAGCUUGGAGCAACUGAGACUUACACGGGAUCCUGGGAGAGAGAGUGCCAGUGAAAGAUCAUCUCAGUUGGUGUUCACCAUAGACCAAGCCACACCAUUGGACAGUGGGAACUACCAGUGUUGUGCAAGAAGCCAGAAGCCAGAUAUCCGCCUGCAGGGCCAUAUUUUCACCGUUUUAGUCACAGAGACAGGAAACUACACAGUGACAGUGAUGGGACUGAAACACCCCAAGUUCAGCCACAGUAAAGGUGCUCUCAAUUUAGGCUUUCUGCAAGAAAAGGUCUCAGUGAUGCUGGUCACCAGCUUGGUAGCCCUUCAAGGUAUGUUCAAAAAAGCCUUAAUCACCCCAAGCAAUGAAGGUGCUGUACCUUUGACAUCUUGGUUAUUCUCCAGGAAAGGGGUGGAAAGCCCAGAGUGGGAAGGGGAAAAGCUAAUGGUCCUGGUGAGCCAUAGGAAAACAUCAAACAAAUGUGAGGGAAAAAUUGGUCCAAAGGGACCAAAGACAUUACUAAUGAGGGAAAGUUGGAUGAAUCGUAUGUUCCAUUAGAUAGGUCAGACCUAUUAGGAAAGUAAGCCUCUGGGACAGGCAAGUAAAUGCAGCCUUCUCUACUCACUGGAUGACCAGAGGGCUACAAGUUGAGGCAACAGAUGUUUGCCUGUUAUGUGAAAAUGAACAAGACAAGAGACAAACUUGGUCUUGAGGUGGGUUUUAAACAAUGUAGCUCCUCAGCAAAGGCUGAGGACCAGAUUAAGUAAAUUAAAUACUUGUAGCUGAGUCCUCUGAGUAUUCACCAAUAUAGAUCAAGGUUUUCCUUCUAAGAGACUGGAACUUGCAAUGAUUUGCCAUUAUGUUUUUGCAUAAUCAGUAACUGAUGCAUAUUUUUUUGCUCCUCCUUGGCACUUAAUUCCAUUUCAUUGAGGCUUUGUGCUAAUCAAUAACUAGCACUGUUGAGUGCUACCAGAAUGAAAGUGCAGGGACUUUGUCUUGUUUACCCCAACAAAAAGACAGUACCAGGUACAUAGUAGGCUCUUAAUAUGUUUAAAGAAUUUGUGUAAUGAGUAAGACUUUACAUAUAGUGAUUUCUAACCUCACACAAGCAUUCCAAGUAAAUAUUCUCUCAUUACUCAUCAGGAAAUGGGUGCAAAGAGGUUAACACUGCCCCAGUCCACCAGGAAUUAACACAGGACCUUCUCACUCUAAAACCUUGCAUUCUCAGUAACUACCUACUAUUUACUAAGCACCUUCUCUCUCCACUCCUUCAGCACCCUCCCCAUUUAAGACUGCCUCCUCCCACUUCCAGGACCACCUAACAUUCCCUAUUUCAGCCCCUUAUCUGCAAACAAUUUAAAACAGAAUCGUUAUCUGUGAUCCUUAACACCUGCCAAAUUAAACUUAAUGCCAGUGUUUAGGAGGAAACUGGUGAGUCAUCAAGGUGUCUGACCCUUGAGAUAUUCUUUACUGAAUCUAAAUCCCCUCAUAUAGUUAGGCUUCCCUGUUAAAUUUUAUUUCUUCGUACAGAAUAAGAACUCUGAAGACCAGAGGAAAUUGAACCUAAGUCACACGAUCUACUACCACUUACUACCUUUGACUCCCACGUAACGCUAGAGCAGAAUUAUGUUAAGCUCUUUUUACCUUUCCCAACCAGGUGAGGAGAAGAAGAUCUUUUUGAUAGUUCAUUUUCUUUCUCCUCCUACUCAAGGUUUAGGAGAAUUAUGGAAAAUGUAGUGUCCAGUAGAAAAGUAUGUUUUUUCAGGCCCAGAUCAACUUCUCACAUGUGACAAAAAGAAUGAGGUAGUUUCCUGGAUCCGUUUCCCUCAGAGCUCAUGAAACUAAUUUCAGUGAAUAUCUGCCCUACCAUCAUGCCAACCAUUCAGUGCUAUACAUGGAAAAUCAACCUUGAACCUCUGUAGUGGCAUCUAUUUUUUCUUUGACUGUCCUACUUUCCAGCAAAGACAGAUCAAAGGUUGAUUCCUCCCCACUUCCACCAUAAGUUAGAUUUGCCAAAUCUUGUAAGACCCAACACAUAUAUUACAUUCCCUCCUUCUUUCCUUUUCUAUACCCUCUCUAGUCAUGAGGACUUAUCAACACAUAUCCCAAGAUGAAUUUCAUCAAGUGUUUUGUUGAUUGCUACUCUAGGUUGUGUGACAAUAAUACAAGCUUUCCUUUUUCUUUCCAUAGUUUUAUGAGCCUUGUCCCAGAGGAAACUUAAAAAUUUACAGCAAGAUAAAUCUCACUCUCUUUAGCUUGGUAUCUUUCACAUUACAAUAUGCACAAAGAAGAAAACAGUCACAGGAGAAAAGAUGCUAAAUAUGCCAAGCAUCUGGGAAAAGACAAGGUGGGGUAAAUGAAUGUAUACUUUGACCUGCCCUCUUCAUUGCCAGAGCAAACCUGCCUCUCUUCCCACUUCAGCCAACAGCAAAUAAAAAGAAAAGCCUUCACAAAAGUGGCUGGUGUACAGUUCUCAUUCAAAUAUUGGAUAAGCAUAUGUGUUUUUGUACCCUGGAAGAAUUUUUCCUCCCUCCCCUCCAACACAAUAAACAAGCAAGUCAAACAAAAUGAGAACACCAAUUUUUUUGAAAGAAAUUUUUAUUUAACACUGUAAAACUGAAGAGAGGAAACAAGCAAAGAUAGGUAAGAGAGGAGAGGAAGAGAGCCAGACCCAACGACUGAUAUGGCAUGAAAAAGGAAAUGAAGAGAGACCUUGGUGUUCAACAGCGUACACAAGGCACUGCUGGAAGAAGAGAAGAUUUGAGCA